Molecule: messenger RNA, 1757 nt
Organism: Tigriopus californicus
Lineage: Eukaryota; Metazoa; Arthropoda; Copepoda; Harpacticoida; Harpacticidae
Gene: PIG-K
Product: putative GPI-anchor transamidase
Exons: 2
Coding region: 564-1700 (378 amino acids)
Biological process (GO): protein localization to cell surface; proteolysis; attachment of GPI anchor to protein
Cellular component (GO): GPI-anchor transamidase complex
Molecular function (GO): GPI-anchor transamidase activity
Source: RefSeq, a predicted model, not a curated record
AAACAUCUCUACAAGCACGUUCAAUUAUUCAGUCUACUAAAGGAUAGAAAUGAAAUUGAGCUCACCAUGAGGGCUUAUUUUUGCUACGGAAGUCAGUAUGUAAACCAAACACGAAAGGAAAACGCAAAAUUCCAAUGUUUGUGCCUUACACCAUAAAAAAUUAAGAACAUGCCGCUCACCUCAGCCUGACUAAUGGUCGCUCGUUCCGUUUGAUGAAGAUGCUGAAUGAUCUUUAGGCAUAUCCUCAGAAAUCAAACUUAUUCCCACUGUUGUACAACAUGAAAUCAUUCACGGAACCUCAUAAUGAAGUGUCUGUACUAAAUAGGUAAAAAAGGCAAAACUCAUCAACCACUAAGGAUAUUGCUUGCCAUUUCUAACUUGAUCAUCAUUCAUUCAUUCAACAUUAACACUUUUCAUCCUCCAAGUUCAUCGACCACUCUUUGGCAAAGGCCGCCCAAGGUCAUGUCUUAAAGCCCUCCACCGUCUGACCCAGCUCGGUCCGAGCUCAAGUUCCUCGUUCGUCUCCCACUUAGACCUCUCGGUUGACGACGGGCCGUGUCAUCAUGGGGCCGGCCGCUAUCCUCGCUCCGGCUACCCGUCCCCGCCGUCCGGGUUUGCUCUGGGUGGGCCGUUGGUUCGCGUUGAGCGGAUUCCUGGCUCUAGUCAGCGGUACGUCGCCGCCCUCGGAUUUGCCGGCUUCUUUUGUGUCCUCCGCCACGUCCUCGUCGCAAGGCCACUCCAAUAACUGGGCCGUGUUGGUGGACACGUCUCGUUUCUGGUUCAACUACCGUCACGUGGCUAACGUCUUGUCCAUUUACCGAAGCGUCAAACGUCUCGGCAUCCCCGACUCGCAGAUCAUCCUGAUGGUGGCCGAUGACAUGGCCUGCAACCCCCGCAAUCCCCGCCCCGCCCAGGUUUUCAACAACCAGAAUGAAAACAUUGACGUCUACGGGGACGACGUUGAGGUUGAUUAUCGGGGCUACGAAGUGACCGUGGAAAAUUUUGUGCGACUCUUGACAGGGCGCUUACCGGCCUCUACCCCGCGCUCCAAGCGUUUACUCACCGAUGCCGGUUCGAACCUACUCAUAUACAUGACGGGUCAUGGGGGCGAUGGCUUUCUCAAAUUUCAAGACUCUGAAGAGAUCACCAAUAUUGAGUUAGCCGACGCCUUUGAGCAAAUGUGGUCCAAGCGGCGCUAUCAUGAGAUCUUCUUCAUGAUCGAUACGUGUCAGGCGGCAUCCAUGUACGAGCGGUUCUAUUCGCCCAAUAUUCUGGCCGUGGCCAGUAGUUUAGUCGGAGAUGACUCAUUGUCCCAUCACGUGGAUCCUGCCAUUGGCGUGUAUAUCAUCGAUCGUUAUACAUACUAUGCCUUGGAAUUUCUGGAAACCGUUAAUCAGAACUCGGGGAAGACCAUGGGCGAGUUCCUUGAAGUGUGCCCACCCCGACUUUGUAUUUCUACUGUCGGCAAACGCACGGACCUUUUCGCCCGUAAUCCAUACAAGGUGCCUAUAACGGACUUCUUUGGCUCUGUCAGAAAUGUGGAAUUGACAACCACAUAUUCGAAUUACUCGCAAAUGCUAACGAACGAAAAUGACGAGGAUGCAGAAUGGUUUUUCCUCAAGGAUCCCCAAAGUCCUAUGAGGCUAGCGCGAUUCGGCUAUGCCUCGCAAUUGCCGGUUCUUGAGAGUCUAAUCCAUUGAGUGCCAGCCACGCAAUACGUCGUAAUCGAUGCAUUUCCAAUAAAAACGUAAAACGAA